Molecule: messenger RNA, 1842 nt
Organism: Prunus armeniaca (apricot)
Lineage: Eukaryota; Viridiplantae; Streptophyta; Magnoliopsida; Rosales; Rosaceae
Source: the annotation of a GenBank genome assembly
AUGUUGGUAAAAAGAAAUUCUGAAGAGAAUGUUGUGUUAGAAGGAAAGAGGAAAAGGAAGAAGAAGAAGCAAGUUACCACUCCUCGUCCUGCGUGCUCAUGGGUGUAUUUUAGCCGAGACUUUAUCAAGGAAUACAGUGCUUCACAUCCUGAAUCCUCUGGCCUUAAAGCUGCCACGAAGGCAGCUUCAGAUGCAUGGAAGUCUAUGAGCCUUGAGGAGAAAGCAAAAUACACAAUGCGUGCUCGUGAAGUGUGGGAUAACUACUUGAGUACAGCCCCCACCCGUACCCCUAAGCCAAGAAAGCAGGCUAAACUAGUCACAAGAUGCUCUCCUGGCCGCUUAUUCAAUGUGAUACAACGCCUCACAACUGAACAAAGGGCUGCAGUGAAGAGCAUGGGUUUUGGGAGCCUUCUUGACCUUAGAUGCCGAACUCUCCGCCGCAGCUUGUGUCUUUGGCUACUGGAGAGGUUUGACACUACACAACGUAGCUUGGAUAUUUGUGGAGAACGUAUUCCUUUAACACCAAAAGAUGUCGAGCUUGUGAUGGGAUUAGCAGCUAGUGGGAAGGAUGUGGUAAACUCAGGGCCUGAUGACUUGAUUGCAGACUUGCGGCACAGUUAUGAUGCUACAAAUCAUGGUAUUUCAGUCAGGCUCCUAGAAGAGAGGUUGGCAGAGCCUGAAGCAGGAGAGGAAUUUAAGAGAUCAUUCGUCCUCUAUGCGUUGGGCACUCUUCUGUCCCCAACAGCAAGGUUGGAUGUCAGCCCUUCAUUCCUUCACUUCUUGACGAAUAUAGAUGUUGUCCACCAGUAUAAUUGGGGGAAGUUCUUACUCGACCGGCUAGUUUGUGAGGUAUCUCGUUUUCAUCAAGGGAAGCAACGUGCAGUUGGUGGCUGUCUUCUGUUUCUCCAGCUCUUUUAUUAUGAAAGUAUCUCUGUUGAGGAAAAUGAUGCCUUGGCCCCUGCUGUUGUUCCAUUCCUAUCUUCAUGGGGCGAGGACGAGAUUACUGAAAGGGAGAAGCGGGAAAGAGAGCUUGGUGGUUAUGGAUGUGGGGAGGUGGUAUGUAGGGAGAGGUGUUUUGAUUUGGAUUCUUGCGAGUUUAUAGGUCAAUUGGAUAGGCAACCAGAAUGCAAUAUAAGUAGUGGGGUUGAGCAUGAUGCUCCCUUUGAGCAUAAGGAGAAUCAGGUUGAAGAACAGAUUGGUGAAUUUACUUUGGAGGAGGAAAAUAUGCUAGUGUUUGUUAGGAAUAAGGACAUAGUGUGUGGUGAGAUUGAACUAGUAGUUGAAUCAGUCAGAAAACAAUGCCAGAACAGAGAUUAUGGGUGUGAUGAAAUAGUGGAUUAUAUGAAGAAUAAUGACCAUGAAGAAACAUGCAUCUAUGGACCAUGUUCAUGCCCCCUUCCAGACUGCAACUUUGUUAGCUCAUCUGAACAGUUGUCACUGCAUUUCAGCAGCAAGCAUUGGGAUUCUGGAAGGCGUUUCAGAUACAACACCCCUUUAGCUGUCUCGUUGGGGAUAAACGAAGAAUUUCUUGUUCUUCAAGCAGAGGAGGAUGGCGCUCUCUUUCUCCUCAACAAGGGUACAGAAAGUAUUGGAAACAGAGUCAUGAUAACUUCAAUCAGACCAAUUUCUUCAGAAGAAAGGUUCGCAUAUAACCUAGUAUCAGGACGGGGAAACAGUUCUCUCAGAUUCAAAUCAGUGACACAAAACUUUCCAGGCCGGGUGGAAGGGUUCCCCCAAAUGGAUUUUCUUCUGGUUCCAUUUUGUUUCUUCACUUCGUCUGGGCAACUCAACUUAGAAGUAUGUAUACAGAAUACCACAGAACUCACUGCAGAUUGCCCUUGA